Molecule: messenger RNA, 1775 nt
Organism: Thunnus maccoyii (southern bluefin tuna)
Lineage: Eukaryota; Metazoa; Chordata; Actinopteri; Scombriformes; Scombridae
Product: zinc finger protein 726-like
Exons: 4
Coding region: 1-1380 (459 amino acids)
Biological process (GO): regulation of transcription by RNA polymerase II
Molecular function (GO): RNA polymerase II cis-regulatory region sequence-specific DNA binding; DNA-binding transcription factor activity
Source: RefSeq, a predicted model, not a curated record
AUGUCCUUCCAAGGUCCAAAACUCAAUAAGGUCCUCACAAAGAUAAACUUUGUGUCUCAUCUCCUUCAUAUAGAGCAUGAAGGCGUUCAGAGGCUUCUUCACCUGCACACCUGGCCUGCUGCUGAGGGGCGAGAGACAUCCAGGAGAGAGAGAGAGAGAGAGAGGGGGAGGAGGUUAUCCAGACGAAUCUUCUGUCACAGUACAGCAAAGAAAUCCCUGAUCAGCAAGGAGCGACUUCCUCCUCUACAGAGAAAAGACGAAGCCGCCAAUGACGCUCUGUCCACCUCUUCAGCACUGACAGGAAGUGAUGAAACCAGGCCGCAUGCAAGUUCCCACAACAAAGAAACAGAGGAAACAGAGGACGGUGAUGACGGAGAAGAUUGUGGAAUAUCAGAGCCGGACAAAAUUAGAGCCAUUUCUUCUUCCUGCCCCGCAGCUGAGAGCAAAGGGGACGAUGAUGAUGAGGAGGAGGAGGAGGAGGUGAUGGUGGACGACAGAGAUGGCGACUGGAAACCAGACAAGUGUGAUGAGGAGCUGGAGGAGAGUGAACCUGAACCGAACUCAUAUAAGACAGCGAGGAAGCCACAAGUCAAACAUUCAGGUGUCAAAACAAAGAGAAGCAAACGGAUCCAGUCGUCUCCGAAGGCGUCGACUGAGAACAGUGAUGCUCUUCUCUCCUGUAAAGUCUGCACAGUUCUGUGCACGUCGACGAACAUGUUGGUAAAACACGUCUGGAGUCAUGUGGACGAUCCAGAGAGAGUUUGUGGAGUGUGCGGAGAACAUUCAGAGUCUGCAGAGGAGCUGAGGAGUCACCUUCAAAGUCACCAGAAAACUCACAGCUGCAACAUCUGCGGAAAGUCUUUCAUGACUGUUUCUAGUCUAAACAGGCACGCUAGUCUUCACACAGAAAAGAGACAGUACAAAUGUGAUGUCUGCCAUAAAGCUUACACUCAUAAGUCGGGUUUGAAGAAUCACAAGUGGGAGCACGUGGAGGAUAAACCACACAAAUGUGACAUCUGCCACCAGUCUUUUGGUUUCCCACAGCAGCUGAGGAUUCACAUGAGACGCCACACAGGUGAGAAACCGUACCGCUGCAAAGAGUGCGGUAAAUCUGUCGGUGACUUCCGAUCUUUAACCCGACACAUGCUGCUUCACACUGGGGAGAGACGUUACAGCUGUCAGGUCUGUGGAAAACAUUUUUUACUUCCCGGAAAACUGAAAGAACACGAGAAAAUCCACACAGACAGAAGCAGAACGCACCUCUGCCACAUUUGCUGCAAAACGUUCCACAGACCAGGUGAGUUAAAAGCUCACCUGGAAACACACAACAAAGAGAGGUCGCACAUGUGCGGCGAAUGCGGCAAGGGGAUGUCGUCUUGAGGAGCUCUGAAGAGACACAUGAUAAUCCACAGUGGGGAGAGACCGUACGGCUGCUCAGAGUGUGGACAAACCUUCAGCUGCUGGAACGUUCUCAGAUCCCAUCAGAAGACGCAUUUAGGCUUGAAACCGUUUGUUUGCGGGGUUUGUGGGAAACCCUUUAAGAAAAAAGAGUACGUGACUGUUCACAUGAGGACGCACAACGGAGAGAGACCGUACAAAUGUUCUCUGUGUGACAAAGCCUUCAGUCAGAGUCAUUAUGUGAAAACCCACAUGAAGAGUCACCAGAGGGAAGAAACGUCAGCACUGGAUGGACCGAUGCUCGGUUGACGUCUGUUCUAGAGCUGCAACUAAUGAUUAUUUUCAUUAAUUGGUUAAUCAAUUCAUUGUUUGGUCAA